AUGUUCGGCACCAGAUCAAUUGUGACGCUUUUCGGCUUUUUCUCUGCUCUUUGUACUGCACUUAUUCCACUGUGUGCUUGUCUUGGGUUCUAUUGGAUGGUUGUAAUGCGAUUUCUGCAGGUCUUUCGACUGGGUUCAUUCUUAUUGGUACCGUCACUCGACAAUGGUUCCAUGCAAAAACAGAACGCAUUUUUUAUCGCUUUUCUGACAUGUUUUUUCCAGAUUGGUCCCAUAUUUACAAUGCCUGUCGCUGCAGCGUUGUGUACCUCCUCUCUUGGAUGGCCAUCUGUUUAUUAUUUACAUGCCCUUGUCACCUGUAUUUUGUUUCUGAUGUUUCUCUAUUUUUACAGAGAACAACCACAAACACAUGCAUUCGUAUCUGCUAAGGAACUGGAUCGUAUCAAACGUGACAAAGGAGAAACAGACAAAAGGGAACCGCUGCCCUUG
Ostertagia ostertagi is the source of this 447-nucleotide messenger RNA. Lineage: Eukaryota; Metazoa; Nematoda; Chromadorea; Rhabditida; Trichostrongylidae. The record is from the annotation of a GenBank genome assembly.